AUGGGGCCGCGCUGGGCGCUCCUCGCCGCGCUCCUCCACGCCGCGGGCGGCCGGGAGUAUUCAUUGCCUUACACACCACAGUUUGCACAAUGCAAAGAUCCCAGCACUGAAUUCUAUGAAGAAGGACUUAAUAAAUGUUGUAGCCAGUGCCCUCCAGGUCAAUAUAAGACAGAGAGCUGCAGUCACAGUGUGGACACAAAGUGUAGUCACUGUAAACCUAACACAUACACAGCAAUCUGGAAUCGGUCCCCUCAGUGCUUUGCCUGCUCACCACCCUGCAGAAAAGGAUUUGUGCAGAAUCAAACAUGCACAAAAUCACAGGACAGAAUCUGUAGCUGCCCACCGAAUGAGUACUGCAUUUUGAAAAUAUAUGAGUACUGCAAAAUAUGUAAAGUGCAUAAAAAAUGUGGAAAAGGUUACCGAGUUUCCAGAAGAGGGACAGAUAGCACAGAUACAGAAUGUAAACCUUGUCCUCCUGGCACUUUUUCACAUGAGGAAUCUUACGAUAUCAGCUGUAUACCACAUACAGUUUGUAAAUCAGUGGCUGUUCCUGGAAACAGCGUGAAUGACACUGUUUGCAGUGACUCAGGAACAGCAGUUGCCACAGUUCUACCUCACACUAUUUUGAACCUGCUCCUGACCCAAAGCUCGUCUUCCAGCAAACCUGAAAUAGUAACUCGACCUGUCAUUUUAAACUCUGUACCUGACAUGUCUCACAUCAUCGGAUCAGUAGCAGGACCAUUGUUAUUGGCCCUGAUAAUCACUAUUUUGGGGUAUUGCUUAGUCUCCAAAAAAAAAGCCCUUGUAUAUUCUCCACCGACUACAGAAGCAGAUUUGCCUUUUUCCCCUACAGAAAAGCAGUGUGACAAAAAAGUAAGAAACACAGGAUCGCAAAACUCCAGCAGUUCUGAACAGGAGGAACAGCAUCUCUUGGAAACUUCUGGGUCCAGCAGUAGCUCCCUGAAUAAUCCAGCUGGGUCUGCAAGAGUCAGUGUAGUAAGUAACAAGAACAAUGAAAAUAAAGAAACAGAAGGAUUUCAGCAGCAAUAUUCAGCUGCAGAAGGUUGUAAGCUUCACAGUGGAGACAGACACAACUCUGCGAGUUCAGAAUAUUCUGGUAACGGAGGAACGCAGGUGAAUGUGACUUGUAUUGUUAAAGUAUGUAGUCCAGACUGCAGUUCCCAGUUCCCAGAACAGACUAGUUCAACGAGCAUGGAUUAUGGAAAUGCUCCCUAUUAUUCCCCAACAGGGGAAGAAAUUCCUCUUUCAAAAGAAGAAAACCCCUUGAAAAAAGAAACUGAAAUUCAGAUCUUGGUGGAAAAUGAGGACAAUUUACGUCAAGACUUACUUCCAGAAGAAAAGAAGUUUCCUCUGGGUAUUCAAGAUGCGGGGAUGAAAACCAGUUAAAGGAAAUUACAGAUCCUAUACUGAUUGACUGAUAAAAUUAAUCAACCAACCUCUUGUCUUCUAAAAUAAACAUGAUGUUAAAUGUAGCAUUCCUACAGAGGCUUGAUAUUUCAGAUGAAUAUAGACACUGAUGCUUUUGAGGUUUUUAAUCUCUUCUGUCAGCUUUGAGAGUCGAAGGAUCAUCUUUGCAGUUUAAAAAAAAUUGAAUGCUUUUUCUUUUAAACUGAAUGGCCA
Molecule: messenger RNA, 1641 nt
Organism: Gavia stellata (red-throated loon)
Lineage: Eukaryota; Metazoa; Chordata; Aves; Gaviiformes; Gaviidae
Gene: TNFRSF1B
Product: TNF receptor superfamily member 1B
Exons: 10
Coding region: 1-1407 (468 amino acids)
Biological process (GO): regulation of T cell cytokine production; extrinsic apoptotic signaling pathway; inflammatory response
Cellular component (GO): membrane
Molecular function (GO): tumor necrosis factor binding; tumor necrosis factor receptor activity
Source: RefSeq, a predicted model, not a curated record